Plenodomus lingam JN3 is the source of this 1992-nucleotide messenger RNA. RefSeq lists its product as uncharacterized. Lineage: Eukaryota; Fungi; Ascomycota; Dothideomycetes; Pleosporales; Leptosphaeriaceae. The record is from RefSeq and is a predicted model, not a curated record. Gene Ontology annotation, cellular component: mediator complex; core mediator complex. Gene Ontology annotation, molecular function: transcription coregulator activity. Gene Ontology annotation, biological process: regulation of transcription by RNA polymerase II.
AUGUCAAGCAUGGAGUCGCUGCGGGAUGUAAAGCUGCGGCCAUGGCCAGCCUCCAAGCAAGGAACCCUGAGCCAACAAAAGCUAUAUGCCCAGAUCGAGCAGCUCACAACGGAACGGGCCCAUCUUCGGGACAUAACCAAAACGGCGUUGCAGGAAGCAUUAGGCGCAGGCAAAGACAUACCUGAUGGUGUUGCCCUCAAAGAAAAAGAGGACGAGGAGAAGAAAGAGAAGAAAGAGGUUGUGACCCAAAAGGUCACCCGCGAAACCAUCUUCAAUGCGCAGAGAGAAAUGUACAGCCACUUGGAAUGGGCCAAAUUUGCUGCUACCAAUGCCCUUGACCUUCUGUCGCUCGUCCUUUCCCAAGAUCCCAAUAAGCGCGUCGCUUCGUCUUUCAGCCAUACUUUUCGAGAGCAAGGUCUGGAACAAGGGAUACCGUUUGGGUCUUUUGGCAUCAGUAAAGAAAGCCACGAGUAUUUUGUGCCGAGACCCGAAGAGGCGGAGCGGUUGGAGGAGCUUGCGAAGAAGCAGUUACUUGUUGCCAAGGGCUCACGGAUGGAAGCACUAGAUUCUGCAGCAGAUGAGAUAUUGAAGGCUGCAAAGAAACUUGAAAAGGAAGUGCGCAGAGAGACAAAGUACUGGCAAGAGAUUGUCUCCGUCUCCGACAAGGGGUGGCCCAUCCAACGACUGCGCCAAAACGCCCGCCAUGUGCCGUUCGGUGUGCGCUUUGGACUACCUGAAGCCAGCGACCAUUUCAAAGCUCGGGGCUUUGCUCCUCUGCGCAUGUCCAAAGACGGGAGCAUUAUUCUGGACCCAGCGCUCGCUCUGAAGCCCAAGACCUUCCGCGUAAGGGUGACGCUGGAUGGUGAAACUACAGGAACCUCACAGCUCUCAGUUCAACAAGACAUGAAAGACAACUCAAUCGAAAAGUCUAUUCAAUUAGCGAGAGAUUCCUUGUUUGAGGAGGAGCUUUAUCAUGAGAUGAGUAUGGAGACACGCCAGCUCCUGGCCUAUGGAGUAGAGUUUCGAGAUUCCGUUAUCCAGCUGGAUGUGCCAAGGAUGGGCAAUACAUCGCAGCAACUCAAGUUACUAAUAGACUGCAUACCUCGGGACGAGCCUAUUGCUGAGAGUCAAAGUCAGUCGCAUAAUUGGCUGGCGCAGAACGUUGCCGAGGGAUUGCGUCUGCUCCUCGCGCAUGAACACAGCAUGCGCUUAUAUCGCAGAUCCCAAGUACCACCUCCUCUCACAGCAAGAGCCCAGGAGAAACCGCCUCCACCAUUGUUGCGCACACUACUUGCAGUUUUCCGCCAUCUAGAGAGCGUGGACUCACUGUACGUGUACCUGGAGACUUUGAAACGGACGCUGGACAGCGCCGGCUUGGAAAUGGGAUUGGAAACUACACGCGAAGUAUCGUGGGCUAAGGCAGCAGAGAGCCUGAAGACCCCCAAGGUUGGACUCUCCACAAGCGACCAAUUGCUCGAGAUAUUCAACAAGCCCUUUGAUGGGAAGGCUUCAAUAGUGCUUCCUACUGCAAGCGGCGCUCCGUCUGAGAUUCUAUCAGUGGUCACACGCACUGUUCUCGCUCAGCCGAUUUUUGGCACGGAACACAAGCUCACACUACCUGCUUCCUUGACAGCAGAACUCGGCCUAUCUCAGACCAUCAAGUUCUCUUCUGUCGACGAAUUGACGUCAUAUCUCGACUGGAUUCUCUCUUCACACAUAGUCCACAGGAUCAUCAAGGGCGAAUACUCAUCCCGGGCGGUGAUCAAAGACGAAGACACCAACGUGACUAUACUAGGACAGGUUAGCAAGAAAGGCUCGUCGGCAUCAAAGAAAGAUGUAUCGAUCGAAGUCUGUGAUGGCAGUCUGAAGAUGAAGGUGACGAAUCUUGAUUGUUCUUCAGGGAGCGAAGGCAAUGCUGAGACGUCGCAUUCAUGGGAUGGUAGUGACGAUAGCACGGCACUGAAGGAGUUGCUCAGGUCUUGUGUUGGAUGA